AUGGACGACGCCUGGUCAAAGGACAGAACACGACAAUACCGACCCGCCGACAAUUUGUACGAGGGACGCGGUGCUGCAGCAACCAAGACGAUCACGUCUCUCCCGCUCGUCAACACGGAGCGGCAAACGCAGUGGACGAGAAUGUAUCCACCACAUCCCCAAUUGCAUGUGUGA
Penicillium oxalicum is the source of this 174-nucleotide messenger RNA. RefSeq lists its product as uncharacterized. NCBI's taxonomy places the organism in Eukaryota, Fungi, Ascomycota, Eurotiomycetes, Eurotiales, Aspergillaceae. The record is from RefSeq and is a predicted model, not a curated record. The coding region runs from base 1 to 174 and encodes 57 amino acids. The transcript has a single exon.